Molecule: messenger RNA, 5411 nt
Organism: Sinocyclocheilus grahami
Lineage: Eukaryota; Metazoa; Chordata; Actinopteri; Cypriniformes; Cyprinidae
Product: membrane-associated guanylate kinase, WW and PDZ domain-containing protein 3-like
Exons: 17
Biological process (GO): signal transduction
Cellular component (GO): cell-cell junction; cytoplasm
Molecular function (GO): protein binding
Source: RefSeq, a predicted model, not a curated record
CUUGGCUGCCUUAUCAUCGCUUCCUUAUUGCCAAACCUGCAAAGACAGGGCUGUACUGAAUGCAGCGUAAUUUUGACCCAUGUUCCAUUAGCUGAGCGGCCCUGAGGGCACGAGGCUACCGCGCGGGACUGUAAUGCUACACUGUCCUCCCUCUCCGGCCAGUUCAUCCUCAGCAGCGCAGAGCUAUGGACCUCAACCCGUAGUGCUCUUCCAACACGGCGUAUCUGCAGUCACCUGCGACUCCAGUAGGCAAUCAAUAUUGAUAGAGAAUUGUAAAGGAUUACAGCCAUAAGGCAAUACGUCGGGCGGGGGGAGGCUGGAAUUAUGAAGCGCUGUCAACAUGUCUAAGGCCACUGUUAAGAAGCUGCACUGGCGCUCGAAAGUGCAGGAGAGCUUCGUCCCACUGGGCGGAGCCUCGAGAGAGCUUGGUGUGGCCAUUGGAGGGGGUGCAGAUUAUGGAGAGUUCCCAUUUGUUACAGCAGCACCUGGGGGUGGAGCCACUGUUGGUGACAUCAUCCUAGAGAUCGGUGGUACACCUGUCCUGGGAUUGACCUUGGGAGAUGUGCGAGGGGUUCUGAACUCAUGUCCACAUCCCAUUCGGAUCAAAACAGUAUUACCAGGCUCAACUCUCUGUAAGGAUCUGAGACUUUACCUGAGCAAGUGUUUUACACCCGGAUCCAUGGACAGCCAACUCCAACAGGUCAUACGAGAGAACCUCUACCUGCGCGCCGUGCCCUGUACGACCAGGCAACCACGGGAUGGAGAGAUCUCAGGGGUGGAUUAUAACUUUGUGUCCAUUGAGGAAUUUUUCUCCCUGGAAGAGUCUGGAGCCCUGCUGGAAAGUGGGAAAUUCAAAGGGAACUAUUAUGGCACACCUCGGCCAGUCCACAUCGGUCCUGACAGUCCCCCCAUUACAUACCAGGAACAUCGAAAUCUCCUGAGGAACUUCCGUACUCGUAGCAAAUCGCUCAGCAACCUGGAAAAGGCAGUGGAGGAAGGUGACAACAGCGAGGAAGACUCUGGUCUUUCAGCGGGGUCUGCAGGAGCCAGCAGUGCCCCUCCCACCACCAUAGUCUCACCUAAUCAGACUUGGGAUUCAGGCAGUGGGCGGGAUGGAGGGGUUGCCAUGGAGAACGGAGCACGUGGUGGGGCAUUGCCUGAAAACUGGGAGCUGGUGUUCAGUGACACGGGUGAACCCUAUUACAUCAACCAUAACUCAAAGACCACAAGCUGGCUUGACCCAAGGACUCAGGGCAAAGAGAUUGUCAGCAAGACGGAGUGUAAGUGUAUAUGUGUGCACGUGUCGGACAUCCUAGUGUACAUCAAUGACUCAUGUGUGCUGGGUCUGUCCCAUAAAGAAGUGGUAGAAAUGCUGAAAUCCGUCCCCAUGGUUCACAGUGUGGACGUGGUUCUCCGUCGAGGUUACCCCAUGCUCUACAGCCCUGAUGGCUGCCCCAAAACCAGCCUCUCCUCCCCUUCUGACCCAACCAGCACCAACUCUGCGGCCCCCGGUUCUGCUCAAACCCAGGUCCAACAUCCUGAUGGACACCACCCUGGCUUGGUGAACCUCAACCUCUCCAUGUCCCACCACAACAACUUCUACCCCCGCAUGCAGAAAGAGUCCUUGGAUGCUAAUGAAAACACAGCAAACCAGCCUUCAUACCUCAUUACCAUUUUCAACCCUCUCUGUCCCACAAAACAAUGUGUCAAACAAACUCUAGCGGACAUCCUAGUGUACAUCAAUGACUCAUGUGUGCUGGGUCUGUCCCAUAAAGAAGUGGUAGAAAUGCUGAAAUCCGUCCCCAUGGUUCACAGUGUGGACGUGGUUCUCCGUCGAGGUUACCCCAUGCUCUACAGCCCUGAUGGCUGCCCCAAAACCAGCCUCUCCUCCCCUUCUGACCCAACCAGCACCAACUCUGCGGCCCCCGGUUCUGCUCAAACCCAGGUCCAACAUCCUGAUGGACACCACCCUGGCUUGGUGAACCUCAACCUCUCCAUGUCCCACCACAACAACUUCUACCCCCGCAUGCAGAAAGAGUCCUUGGAUGCUAAUGAAAACACAGCAAACCAGCCUUCAUACUCAAUGGCCAAUGGAAAUGGAGUGGGAGGGACUUUCGGGAUGGGGGCGGUGCCUUCUUCAAAUGCCCCUCCUCCAUCAAAGAGGAUGAGCUCCAGUCAUAGCGAUACGGAGGUCAGCUCAUUUGUCACGCGCAGAGCUUCCCUUGUCCGAAGCUACAACAACAACUCUCUUCCAGCUCCGUCUCACGCCCAUCAUGGUUCCAAGUCUUCCGAGAGCGAUCUCUCCUCUGCUGUGCUCCUGCUGCCACAGCCUGAGGUGGGUCCUACCGCCCCGCCAGGAGCACCCAGCACCCAGCGGCCUCCAAUGCCCCAAACAUCUCUUGCUGUUGCACCCCCAACCGAGCACCCACCCUGUGGUUUCAACGGGUGUCCAGCCAACAAUCCCCCGCGGCCUCUUCCGGGUGGCCUAGGGUCCCCUGGAGCCCCAUUUGGGGUAGGCUGCGGGGGAGAGGUUGAGCUGGUACCUGUGGCCUUAGGCAGGAGUGAGGGAGGGGGUAUGGGUUUCAGUGUGACAGCUGGGGGGCAGGGAGGGCAACUGGCGGUGGUGAAGAGAGUUUGGGACAGACGACAAUGCCACUCCCUACAGCCAAGGGACGCUAUUAUUAAAAUCAAUGGUGCUGACGUACAGAGCCUCAGCUUCGCCCAGGUGCAGCGAGUGCUGCAAGAACAUACCAAACAGGGUGAGGUGGUCUUACUGGUUUACAGAGGAGGUUCUCUUUGUUCCCCAGGCUCACCAAAUGCCUUUAAGAAACCUCCUCCCUCCUUGGGCACCCCUGAUCUGACCUCGCCCUCCUCCAAUGCUGCUGUGCCCAGCCAGAGCACCCUCUCUCCCUCCUCGGCAUGCGGUGACCUCCCCAACCUGGUCCAAAGCACCAGCUUCCUGGACUCUGUGCCCGUGACCCUGACCCUAGAGCCCCGGGACUGGAUAGGAGUCGAGGACGGACCUGCUCAGUGGAGCCGUACUGCUCCCUCUAAUCUCGGCGCAGUAUCCAAAAGCCAUGUAGACACAAGGGGAGCGAUCUCUUCCAGAGCGAUGGAGGUGGAGUUGAGACGGAGACCAGGAGAAGGAUUCGGGUUUGUCAUCGCAUCCCAGGAUGUGAUGAAUGGAACCUCGUCUCUAGUGUCUCACAGGUUUGUGACGGUGCGACGGGGGAGCCCAGCAGCACGCAGUGGUCAGAUUCAGCCGGGGGAUCAGCUGGAGGCCGUGGAGGGCAGAUCAGUGGUCACGCUGCCUCACAGAGACCUCACACAGAUACUGCGUAGAGCCGGCAACACACUCAGACUCAUCAUUAUACCACGCUCUCACACUAACAAUAAUCUUCCUGAGUACCCUGACUUUGAUGCUGAGAGUCGGUUAAGAAAAGGGCAUCGUGCCAAGCAAAAGGAUUCCCAGUAUUAUAGCGUUGAUCUUGAGAGGGGGCCAACAGGGUUUGGUUUUAGUUUGCGAGGUGGAAGCGAGUAUAACAUGGGUCUGUAUGUGCUCGGUCUGAUGGAGGGUGGACCAGCCUCACGCAGUCAGAAAAUACAGGUGAGUGAUCAGCUCGUGGAGAUUAACGGAGACAACACAUCUGGAAUGACACACAGCCAGGCCGUGGAGCAGAUCCGAAAGGGAGGAGCCCGGAUACACCUUAUACUGAAGAAAGGCAAUGGAUACGUUCCAGAUUAUGACCGUGAAGCUGGAGCCGUUUCCCCCUCCUCCCUCUUUUCCAAAGAGCCACGUAUGGCUACAGUGGAUCGCUCUCCUUUGAGGAGCAGCAGAUGGGUGGAUGACAGUGGACAAGAGAGGAGAGAGAGGAGGGGGAAGGAAAGGAGGGAAUCAGGGGGAAGGAGCAGAGGAAGAGGAACGGAGGAAAGCAAGUGGGGCUGGGCGGAAGAUGGUAGUAUGGCUGGUAGCUCCCGGUCGGCAGGAAGAAGGAGAGAGCAACAGAUGCGUUCACGGAGUUUACCCGGCACGCUGAGGAGCUGAGAGGGGCCACGGAGAGAAGAGGAUGAGGACAACACACGGGGGGGAAGGAAGGGAGAAGAGGAACAACGACAAGAAAGGCAAAAAAGUAAUAGCGUUGGAGAGAGAAGAGGAAAAGUGAAGGAUGUUAGUUCAGAGAGAGAGAAUGGUCUCCCAACACACCGAGAGAAAGAGAGAGGAAGUGUCAGAAGAGAAAAGAGUGAUCACAAUAGAACCAGCACAAUGGAGGUCACACAGCACACACCUUUCUCCUUCCUCAUGCCUUUGGACAAUGACGAUGAUGGAUCGGGCGCAGAAUCGGCUCACAGCUUCUCUGAAGUCAGUGUGUCUGCAGCCAGCAUCGCAUUCUCGGGGACACAGUGGCCCCUGGAUGCCAUCAGCCCUCUACAGGCUCCUGGAUCUCCGACAACACCCCCGGGACCCUGGCUAGUCCCCAGCCCUCACAAACUCUCUCAGGUUUUAGAGGGGAAAAGGCUGAGCCAGAAUAAGGGAGGACUGUGGUCCUAAUGCUAUCUCUUUAAAGGGAUAGUUCACCUAAAAACUCAACCUCAUGACGUUCCAAUUCAGUAUGACUAUUUAUAAGAAUUUAUUUAUAAGAAUUGUGGUAGUUGCACUUUUUCACAUGAAUGAAUGGGUACUGAAGCUUUUAAGAUUAAAAAAAGAUGCAAAAGCACCAAAAAUGCUUUAUACAACUUGUAUACUAUAUUCCAAGUCUUAAGUCAAUUUUUGUGACUGAUCAAGUGAUUAAAAAAAAGGAUUUAUUUAUGAAUCUGUGCUACUUCUCUCAUGAAAUAACAUGGCAAAGAGAGCUAGAUUUUAGUGAAUAAAGGUGCUGUCUUAUUUACCAUUGUUCAGCUAUUUUUUGCAAUUUUAGCUAUUUUCAUCAUUUUAAUAGGAAUCCACACCAUCUGGAAUUUCAUGUAAGAUUUCCCAAUGUGUAUUUCGCAACGACUUCAGUUGAUCAUGUGAAUUUGCUACGUUUACCAACAAAAACCUGCUUGGUGUUAAAGUGAAUUUUGUGUGAGCUGUGGUUCAUACAAAGCUACACUAUUGACAAUUUACAAUAGACCAUUUUUGCUUGCAAAAUUGCGCUAAUGUGAUUGCACUUUAAAAGGAUAGUCCACCCAAAAAUUAUGACAACAUUUUCUUUUUUGGGUGGACUGUGCCAAACAACUGAGAUCGUGAUCUGUUCUUCACACAAUACUAUCACAUAUCAUAUUGACUUUUAAUAACAUUUGAAUGUAAUUUAGUUCUUAAGCCAAAUGAACCAAUUUUAUGAUUGAUAUUCACCUUCAUGAUCCUUUAAUGAUGCUUUUGCAUCCUUUUCUUUAAAAUUUCUCCUUGUGUGUUUCAUGGAAGAAAAUAGUCA